AAAAAGAAGAGGACAACAAGCAAAGGGCUGAAAUUUGCAAAGAAGCAGUUGAAGAAGCAUGGAUGGAAAAAAGGUAAAGGACUUGGAAAGCAAGAAAAUGGAAUCGCUGAAGCCCUAAAAGUCAAAAUGAAAUGCAACACAGCUGGGGUGGGACACGACUCAGCUAAGGAGUUCACCUUCCACUGGUGGGACCAUCUGUUCAACUCAUCUGCUGCCAACAUUACAGUAGACGCUGGGCAGGAUGGGGUCCAAGUGAGAAAAACCUCUGAGCGAGAGGGGCCAGUCACAAGUACGAAGCCAUGGCGAGUCAAGGAGGGGAACAUGCUCUACAGCCGCUUUGUGAAGGCAGCUACCCUGAUAUCUGGCACAGAGGAGCCUAUGAACCCCAUGUCCUCCGUAGAGCAGGAGGAGGAGAAACUGGACCUCGCCACAGCAAGGAGGCUGACUGACCAGGAGCUAUUCCAGGCCUGUGGGGGAAGAACAGUCCACAAGGGCGCUCGGCAUGGCAUCACGAUGAGGGCAAAGCUCGCCCGGCUGGAAGAGCAGGAAAAGGCUUUCUUGGCUAGCUCUGUCCAGUGGAAGGACGGGCCGGGGACGGCCCCCAGCGGCUGCCCUGACCCGCAAGCCAAGAAAUGCAAAAGAAGCAAAACGGGGGCUGCUACAGAGAAGAGCCAGGUGGGGGAAGACUGCCUCAAGGCCAAGCCCAAGAAGAAGAAGAAGAAGAAAAAGACCAAUGGCAAGGAGCUGAAUGGGCCUUAGGGAGACGGCAGGCCAAGCGUGGCAGCCAGAGGAGCAGAACGGCUGGGAGCUUCAACCCUGCUCGAGCUGCACUUGUGCACUUGUCCAACAAAGGACUGGCUCAUCUCCUUCACUAAGGAGUGUGUUAGGUUGAAAAUUGUACAGAUAAAUUAUUUUUACAUAAAUAGAUAAUAC
Molecule: messenger RNA, 933 nt
Organism: Protobothrops mucrosquamatus (brown spotted pit viper)
Lineage: Eukaryota; Metazoa; Chordata; Lepidosauria; Squamata; Viperidae
Product: G patch domain-containing protein 4
Exons: 7
Biological process (GO): regulation of ribosome biogenesis
Cellular component (GO): nucleolus
Molecular function (GO): nucleic acid binding
Source: RefSeq, a predicted model, not a curated record